AAAAAGUGUUUGAACAAUAAAUUUGUAUUGCAGAUACUCUCUUGUUAUAUAUGAUGACCCGCAGGCAAAACGUAGUAUUCUCGACGCUCCAAGCCCUUCCCCGAGCUAGUCCGAACAGACUUUAAGAGUAGGUGUGAAUGAGCCUUAAAUGUUCCGAAUAAGGCAUCCGCUUAUUUAGGCUUAUGGACACUCUGAACUCUCAGCAUUUAUUGACAUUCCAGCGGGUAUUAUAUGAUGGUUAAUGAAAUAUCAUAAAAUAUCCCCUCUAACGUGAUUCAUAGAAGUAGAGACAGCUAAAAAAGCUAUUGACAAACUAAUUUUUAACGAAUAAAUUAAAAAAAUUGAGUGCUAUUUUGUUGGUUGUGCCGAGCAUACCACAGACGACAUGUUAGUACUAUUCGAAACAUCCGCGGGAUUUGCCUUGUUUAAGCUUAAAGACGAUGGCGUUUUAAAGAAGCCCGAAAAGCUCUAUGACCGCUUUAGAAAGAUCGAAUCGGCAAGAAAGCUCGUCUCCUUGAAGAGCUUCUUAAAAUUUGAGAACCUUACCGAUGCGCUCGAGACGGUAACGGCCUUGAUGGAAGGGAAGGCGAAUUCAACCCUUAGAAAUUUUUUAAAGUCGACUGUUAAAACUGAGAAGCUUGCCGUCGGUGAUCUCAAGUUGGCAGCUUCUAUUAACAAAAAACUGAAAAUAGACUGUGUCUAUGAUAACACUGUCACAGAGUUGAUGAGAUGCAUUCGCUUUCAAUUUCAGGAUUUGCUGUCUACCGAGUUUCCAGAGAAAAACUUGCAGGCAAUGAAUUUGGGCUUGGCGCAUUCCUUGUCGCGGUAUAAAAUAAAAUUUUCUCCCGACAAAGUGGAUGCAAUGAUCGUUCAAGCAGUGGGCAUCUUAGAUGACCUAGACAAGGAACUCAAUAUUUAUAUAAUGCGUGCCAGAGAAUGGUAUGGAUACCAUUUUCCUGAAUUGACCAAAAUUGUCCCUGACAAUAACACGUAUAUCAGAGUGAUCCGCGCAUUAGGUGAUCGUCAAACCGCUAACAGCAAGGAUCUUACCGAUGUUGUGGACGAAGAAACUGCCGAAAAAAUCAAGCUCGCAGCGAACAUUUCAAUGGGUACCGAGGUUUCUUCGGAAGACAUGUUUCAUAUCCAGGCUCUAGUAAAUGAAAUUCUUGACUUGGUAGAGUAUCGUGAAUAUCUAUGGGACUAUCUGAAAAACCGUAUGAUUGCUAUGGCACCCAACUUGACGAUGAUAGUAGGUGAACUACUAGGCGCUCGAUUGAUUGCUCACGCCGGAUCACUCAUGAACCUAGCCAAGUAUCCAGCCUCUACUAUACAAAUAUUAGGUGCCGAAAAAGCCCUGUUUCGUGCUAUAAAAGCUUCCAAACCGACACCUAAAUACGGGUAUCUCUACCAUGCUAGCUUGGUGGGUCAGACAAACCCAAAGUACAAAGGUAAGAUCUCGCGUGUUGUGGCCAACAAAGCAGCUCUGUCUGUACGCGUCGAUGCAUUAGGCGAUACUAUCACAAAUGAAGUCGGGUCUGAAUCUCUUCUACAAAUUCAAAACAUGAUGAUGAACCUAGAAAACAGAGACGCCCAAGGUAUUCAAAGAACUCUCUCAAGACCUAGUUUCCAAGCAUACCAGCGACCAUCAGAACCUGUUUCUACUUACAAUACCAAAAGCGAUUCUACAUUACCUUCUAACCCAAAAAAACGACCAAAAAUCAAUCUAAACGGGACAUGCAAUGGCGCUCAAGACGACCUCCAAGCAUCAGAAGAACCUGCAACCCAUAAAAAACGAAAACGCGAAUCUUCAAAAAAAGACAAGGCCUCUGAAACGGAUUCACCAAAAAAAAAGCACAAAGAGCACAAAAAAGACAAAACUAAGAAAAAAGACUAAAUUGUUCAAGCAGAAUUUACCCCAAUUUGGCCAUAGUAUUCGCGUUUCAAUCCUGUAACCCGUCUAUUAUUGUAUUCAUGUCACAAGCUUUCAAGUAUAUUUAGGUAAUUGGCGGUUUUUUAUGUAUUCUACAGAAAUUUUUAUGCAACUUGAGAAAAUUACAUUGGCUUCGCAACGCCAAUAAUUUGCUUUUCCAGAAUGCACUUUACUGCAUGCUAAUAUAUGCAUUAAAAUGCAAAACAUACGGAUUACAUAAGUUUUGAUUAUAGUGAAAGCUAAACCUUGUCAGUAUGCACUCUAUUCGCUACGAUCGUUUUGAACGCUGUCAUCGAGCUCAAAAAAACCCUCAUUGAAUUCAGGUAAUAGCCAUAU
Messenger RNA from Schistocerca gregaria, 2266 nucleotides. RefSeq lists its product as uncharacterized. The record is from RefSeq and is a predicted model, not a curated record. NCBI's taxonomy places the organism in Eukaryota, Metazoa, Arthropoda, Insecta, Orthoptera, Acrididae. The transcript is spliced from 4 exons. The coding region runs from base 386 to 1894 and encodes 502 amino acids. Gene Ontology annotation, molecular function: snoRNA binding. Gene Ontology annotation, cellular component: small-subunit processome; box C/D methylation guide snoRNP complex.